AUCGUCAUCUGUGCAAGCAGCGUCUACUGGACAUCGGACGUGACCGAGGCGAUUCGCAGCCCUGGUGGACUGACACGCUACCUGGAGACGAGCAACAGACAGAUCUCGGAGACGGUGGAGCUCGUCAGGGGCAAGCUGUCUCUCGGUUCCCGCAUCACCCUGGGGGCUCUCAUCGUCAUUGACGUACAUGCACGUGACGUCGUCGCUAAGCUUGCUCAGGAUAACAUCACCAACGUCAACGACUUUGACUGGAUCAGUCAGCUGCGCUACUACAUGGACGCGGACGGCUGUGCAGUGCGCAUGAUCACCACCGAAAUACGCUAUGGAUACGAGUAUCUAGGCAACAGUGGGCGUCUGGUGAUAACGCCGCUGACGGAUAGGUGCUACCGUACCCUCAUGGGGGCGCUGAAGCUCAACCUAGGUGGCGCUCCCGAGGGGCCGGCGGGAACGGGGAAGACAGAGACGAGCAAGGAUCUUGCGAAGGCAGUUGCUAAGCAGUGUGUCGUGUUCAACUGUUCCGAUGGCCUCGACUACAAAGCUAUGGGCAAGUUCUUCAAGGGACUAGCACAGGCCGGUGCCUGGGCGUGCUUCGACGAAUUCAACCGCAUCGAGUUGGAGGUAUUGUCGGUGGUGGCACAGCAGAUUCAGAGCAUACAGAGAGCCAUAGCACAGCACGUUGACAAGUUCAUGUUCGAAGGCACGGAGAUAUCCCUGGAUGACUCAUGCACGAUGUUUAUCACGAUGAACCCGGGCUACGCAGGACGCUCAGAACUACCCGAUAACCUGAAGGUAGGCAGACGAUGUCACACACCAGUGACACCUGUGUUAGUCACUUCCGCCGCCGCCGCCGCCAUGAACGAACACGCUGUCCAGCUCAAGGUCAUCAACCCCAAGGCCAUCACUAUGGGUCAGCUGUACGGAUGCUUCGAUCCCGUCUCGCACGAGUGGAGCGACGGUGUACUAGCAAACACGUUCCGCGACUAUGCCAGCAGCAUAUCUGAGGACAGGAAGUGGAUUCUGUUCGACGGACCGGUGGACGCGGUCUGGAUAGAGAACAUGAACACUGUGCUGGAUGAUAACAAGAAGCUGUGUCUGAUGAGUGGAGAGAUCAUACAGAUGUCUAACAAGAUGAAUCUGAUCUUUGAGCCGGCAGACCUGGAGCAAGCUUCUCCCGCCACCGUCAGCCGCUGUGGCAUGAUCUACAUGGAGCCCGCAGAGCUGGGCUGGCAACCGCUGCGGGACUCAUACCUGGACACGCUGCCGGCGACACUGACGGACGAACACCGGACUCUGGUCAGGGAUCUAUUUGAGUGGCUCGUGCAGCCCUCGCUGGACUUCAUACGACACGAGUGUAAGAUGAUGAUACAGGUGAGCGCACUGCAUCAGGUGUCAUCGUUAAUGAAGCUCUACAGCUGUCUCAUGGAGGAGAUUCGUCGCACGGGGGAGGAGGGAGAACUAGAACUCACCGCUGCACAGAUCACCGUCUGGCUACAAGGUCUCUUCCUGUUCUCACUCGUCUGGACUGUGGGCGGCACAAUCAACGGCGACGGCAGACGAUGCUUCGAUGUUUACUUUCGUACGCUGAUCUCCGGUACUGAUGCUGAGCAUCCCAAACCGAAGACCAUCAAACUCACCAAGACACACUGCUUCCCUGACAAGGGCAGCAUCUAUGACUACGUAUUCGACAAGUCGUGCGGUCAGUGGUCGCAGUGGUCAUCCAAACUACACUUUGACGCCAGCGACAUUCCAUCCGAUGCCAAGGUGAGUGAUCUGAUCAUCCCGACUGACGAGACGGCGAUACAGACUUUCUUCCUGGAGACGUAUCUACGCAGUGAGGUGCCGACUCUGUUUGUAGGACCGACCGGCACGGGGAAGUCCGCCAUCAUCAAUAGCUUCCUCGUCGCUCUGCCCAAGGAGAAAUACGUCCCCAACUUUGUCAACUUCUCCGCUAGAACAUCAGCCAAUCAGACGCAAGACAUCAUCAUGGCUAAGCUAGACAGGCGGCGUAAAGGUGUGUUCGGUCCACCGAUGGGGAAGAAGAUGGUCGUGUUUGUGGACGAUCUCAACAUGCCAGCACUGGAGAAGUAUGGAGCUCAGCCUCCCAUAGAACUACUCAGACAGUGGAUCGACCACGGACACUGGUACGACCGCAAGGACACGUCCAAGCUGGAGUUAACCGACAUCCUGUUCGUGUCGGCGAUGGGGCCCCCUGGUGGAGGCCGCAAUGAGAUCACGAGUCGCUUCACUCGACAUCUGAACGUCGUUUCUAUCGACGAGUUUAGCGACGACACGAUGACUCGCAUCUUCGGAACGAUCGUCGAUUGGCACUUUGCCAAGGGUUUCGAUUCCGCGUUCCAGCGAUUGGGGAAGAUGCUGGUGCAGGCCACCAUGGUCGUCUACAAGGAGGCGAUGCGGCGUUUCCUCCCUUCUCUCUCCCUUCCUUUCCCCUCCCUCUCACCCUUCGACGUCGUCAAGGAGACGACGCAGACGUGCUUCAAGGAGAGCAUCGACCAGCUGCUCGGUCACCUCAGCCACACGGGACGCGUUGCCGACGGCGACCUGCGCAGCCUCCUCUUCGGAGACUACAUGCUGCCGGACGCGGAGCCGCGAGUCUACGACGAGAUCACCGACCUCAAACAGCUCACCUCGACGAUGGAAUAUUACCUGGACGAGUACAACACGAUGAGCAAGUCACCGAUGUCACUCGUCAUGUUCAAGUUUGCCAUCGAGCACGUGUCGCGCAUCAGCCGCAUACUGAAACAGGACAACGGUCACGCUCUCCUGGUCGGCAUCGGCGGCAGCGGCAGGCAGAGCGCGACCAAGCUUGCAACCUUCAUGGCCGGAUACGACCUCUUCCAGAUCGAAAUCACCAAGAACUACACGACCGUCGAGUGGCGCGACGACCUCAAGCGGCUGCUGAGGAAGGCGGGGACGGAGGGGAAGCCUGUGGUCUUUCUCUUCGGGGACAAUCAGAUCAAGGACGAGUCGUUUGUGGAGGACAUCAACAUGAUGCUGAACACAGAGACUUCCAACAUGUUCGCCUCCGACGAGAAAGCCGAGAUCAUAGAGAAGAUGCAGGCUGUAGCCAGGCAGGAGGGUAAGAAGAUGGAGGCGACGCCGCUAUCGAUGUACAGCUUCUUCAUCGAGCGUGUCAGACAGAACCUUCACGUCGUCCUCGCCAUGAGUCCCAUAGGAGACGCAUUCCACCGCCUGCGCAUGUCCCUCCUCUCAACUGCUGCUACGAUAGACUGGUUCCAGGCGUGGCCGGAGGAUGCGCUGGAGAUGGUGGCCAACAAGUUUCUCGAGGACGUGGACAUGGAGGACGAGAUGAGACUGCAGUGCGUCAGCAUGUGCAAGCACUAUCACGAGAGCGUGCGCAAGCAGAGCGAAAAGUACCUGGAGGUGUUGAACCGACACAACUACGUGACGCCGACCUCGUACCUGGAGCUGAUCCUCACCUUCAAGGAUCUGCUGCGCCAGAAACGCGACCACAUCUCCUCCAUGAAGAACAGAUACGUCGUCGGCCUGGAGAAGCUAGAAUUCGCUGCCUCCCAGGUGUCGGUGAUGCAGAAGGAACUCACGGACCUACAGCCGGAGCUAGUGAAGACCUCAAAGGAGACGGCCAAGCUCAUGAUACAGAUAGAGGAGGACACGGUCGAGGUGGAGGCCAAGAAGGAGGUGGUCGCGGCGGAUGAGGCUGUGGCGAACGCUGCUGCUGCAGCUGCGCAGGCGAUCAAGGAUGAGUGCGAGGGAGACCUAGCUGAAGCCAUCCCCGCACUGGAGGCUGCGCUAUCCGCUCUCGACACCCUGAAACCUGCAGACAUCUCCAUGGUGAAGUCCAUGAAGAAUCCUCCCUCAGGAGUCAAGCUGGUGAUGGAGUCGAUCUGUGUGAUGAAGGGGAUCAAGGCGGAGCGUAAGCCGGACCCGGGCGGCAGCGGCAAGAUGGUGGAAGACUACUGGGGGCCGUCGCAGAAACUGCUGGGCGACUUCAAGUUCCUCGAUAGUCUGAAGGCGUACGACAAGGACAACAUCGCUCCGAACAUCAUCAAAGUCAUCCGCGCAAAGUACACGGUGAACCCAGACUUCGACCCUAACCUGAUAAAGAACGCGUCGGCGGCGUGCGAGGGGCUGUGUCGGUGGGUGCGGGCGAUGGACAUCUACGAUCGCGUGGCCAAGGUCGUCGGACCGAAGAAGGAGAAGCUAGCUGCGGCGGAGGAGGAGCUAGAAAUGCAGAUGGAGAAGCUGAACGAGAAACGCGCGCAGCUGAAGGAGGUGGCUGACAAGCUGCAGGCGUUGAACGACAACUUUGACGCGAUGACAAGGAAGAAGAAGGACUUGGAAGACAACAUCGAACUCUGCUCGCAGAAGCUAGACCGCGCCGAGAAACUGAUCGGUGGGCUGGGAGGAGAGAAGGACCGGUGGAGUGAGGCAGCGAGCACGCUGGCUGAAGCUUACUACAACAUCACAGGUGACGUGCUGCUGUCUGCGGGAGUCGUAGCUUACCUGGGCGCAUUCACCGUCGAAUUCAGACAGGAGUGUGUCGCGGAGUGGCAUGGAUGUUGUCAGCAGAGAGGCAUUCCCUGCUCGCCUCUCUUCUCUCUCAACGCUACGCUGGGAGAACCCGUCAUGAUACGUGCCUGGCAGAUAGCGGGCCUUCCUGUAGACUCCUUCUCCAUCGAUAACGGUAUCAUCGUGUCUAACUCGCGCCGAUGGCCUCUCAUGAUCGACCCUCAGGGUCAGGCCAAUAAGUGGGUGAAGAACAUGGAGAAAGCCAACAAGCUGGCUGUCGUCAAGCUGUCAGACCCCAACUACGUGCGCACGCUCGAAAACUGCAUUCAGUUCGGUCAGCCGGUGCUGCUAGAGAACGUGGGAGAGGAGCUAGAUCCGAUCCUAGAACCAGUGCUACUCAAACAGACCUUCAAACAGGGUGGCGUGGAGUACCUGCGUCUGGGGGAGAACGUGGUUGAGUAUUCGCCGGAGUUCCGCUUCUACAUGACGACGUGUCUUCGCAACCCCCACUACCUGCCGGAAGUCUCCGUCAAGGUCACCGUCCUCAACUUCAUGAUCACGCCGCUCGGCCUCGAGGACCAGCUGCUGGGAAUCGUCGCCGCCAGGGAGAAGCCAGAGCUGGAGGAGAAGAAGAACGAGUUGAUCGUGGAGUCAGCGCGCAACAAGAAGCAGCUGAAGGAGAUAGAGGAUCGCAUUCUGGAGAUCCUCUCCUCCUCCAAGGGAAACAUCCUAGAGGAUGAGACUGCCAUCAAGGUUCUCUCCUCCUCCAAGACGCUCUCCGAAGAGAUCUCUGCGAAGCAGGUGGUUGCCACGGCGACGGAGCGCGAGAUCGACGCGACGCGUGACGGCUAUCGUCCCGUCGCCGCUCACGGCUCCUCGCUCUUCUUCUGCAUCUCGGAGCUCGCGAACAUAGAGCCGAUGUACCAGUACUCACUCGCGUGGUUCAUAGACCUCUACGUGAAGUCUAUCGGCGGCAGCGAGCCGUCGGAACAGCUGGAGACUCGCAUCAGCAUCCUUAACGCUCACUUCACCAACAGCAUCUACAGGAACGUGUGCCGGUCUCUCUUUGAGAAGGACAAGCUUCUCUUCUCCUUCAUCCUCUGCAUCGGGGUCAUGCGCGGUGGCGGCGGUGUCGACGACGAUGCGUGGCGAUUCCUGCUGACAGGGGGCGUUGCGCUGGACAACCCUCACCCCAACCCCGCGCCGACAUGGCUCACAGACAAGGCGUGGUCCGAGAUCGUGCGCGCGUCCAACCUGAGCGGGCUGCAGGGGCUGCACGAGCACGUGGCAGCCAACCCCACAGCGUGGAAGACCGUGUACGACUCAGUAAAACGAAAACCCGCUUCCUCCCACACUCAGAGAUUCAUCGUUGACAACAUGGGCAAGUCGUACAUCGAGCCUCCGACCUUUGACCUCGCAGGAUCGUACGCCGACUCCACCUGCUGCAUGCCUCUCAUCUUCAUCCUGUCACCGGGAGCCGACCCGAUGGCAGCCCUCCUCAAGACCGGCGACGACAUGGGUUACCGUGGCAACAUGAUACAGACCAUCUCGCUGGGACAGGGGCAGGGGCCCAUCGCUGAGCGUAUGAUCGAAGCCGCGCUGAAGAACGGAUCGUGGGUCGUGCUACAGAACUGCCACCUGGCGACGAGCUGGAUGCCGAAACUAGAGAAGAUAUGUGAGGAGGUGAUAGUACCGGAGCGGACUCACACUAACUUCCGGCUGUGGUUGACCAGCUACCCGUCCGAACAGUUCCCAGUCUCCAUCCUGCAGAACGGAGUGAAGAUGACGAACGAACCGCCGAAGGGACUGCGAGCGAACCUGCUACGCUCCUACCUCAACGACCCGAUAUCCGACGCCGAGUUCUUCGUCGCCUGCAACAAGACGCAGGCUUGGCAGAAGCUGCUGUUUGGUCUCUGCUUCUUCCACGCGCUCGUACAGGAGAGGAGGAAGUUUGGACCGCUCGGAUGGAACAUCCCGUAUGAAUUCAACGACUCAGAUCUGCGCAUCAGCAUGACCCAAUUUAUGGUUGGUAACUAUCUGCGUUUCGUUGCAGAUGUUUUUGAUGACUAUGAGGAUUUGCCACUAGAGGCGCUGACUUACCUCACGGGAGAGUGUAACUAUGGCGGGCAGUCACCCGACGACAAGGACAGGCGUCUGCUUAUAUCACUGCUCUCAUGUCUUAUAGCCGGUGUGUGGCAUAGAGAGAAAUGUUCAUAUAAAGAUUACAAGGUCUCACCCAGUGGGACGUACUAUGCGCCACCUGUUGGCGAAUACCAGGACUACUUGGACUACAUUAGAACUCUCCCACUUAUUCCUCAUCCAGAGGUGUUUGGACUGCAUGAAAAUGCUGACAUCACCAAGGACAAUCAGGAAACUCAGCAGACCUUGCCGCUAAGCCUCAGCAACGCGCUGAUUACACAUGGAGAAGGUCUGGUUGUGAUGUCAUCUGAGCUGGAGGAAGUGUUUAACAGCAUGCUGGUGGGGAAGCUACCCGCCUCGUGGGCUGCCAAGUCCUACCCGUCACUCAAACCACUCGGCAGCUAUGUCAGUUUGUUCCUAGAGGGCGCUCGCUGGAGCCGCGACAAGUGCGUACACGAGUCCCUCCCUAAGACUCUCUAUGAGACGAUUCAUCAUCCUGUUCAAGCCAGUGCGCAGGGCGAGAGACAGCAGCUGCUAUCCUACUGCGCUCCCGUAUACAAGACCAGCGCACGCCGUGGCACCCUCUCCACCACCGGUCACUCACAAACUACGUGCUUAACAUUACUGCCCAGUGACCGUCCACAGAGCCACUGGGUCAACAGUGUCGCCAUCUUGUGUCAGCUAGAUGACUGAAUGCGGGAGACCGCGAAGUGGUGGCUGCGCUUGAUGGGUGCAGGCUGCUGCUGCUGUUGUUGUAGUUGUUGUUGUUGUUGUUGUUCUCAUGCUUCCUGAGGGUUAAUUCUUCCAUAUACACCGUUUAUAUAUAUAUAUAUAUAUAUUUAUUUAUUUAUUUAUGUAUAUAUAUACACAUAUAUAUAUAUACAGUGUAUAUAUGUGUGUUUCACAUCUGUGAUUAAUAAUUAUCAAAAAAAUUGCAUAUCGACUUGGAUAUUGUCAGUGAUUCCGUCCGUGUUGUCGUCCUCUUAUUUCACAAUGACUGCUGAGAAAGGUGCAAUAUGACUUGUUUUAACACUGUAAGUAAAUUAUAUAGAUAUGCCAAACUGA
This is a messenger RNA of Priapulus caudatus, 7713 nucleotides long. Its product is annotated as dynein heavy chain 3, axonemal-like. Gene Ontology annotation, cellular component: dynein complex. The record is from RefSeq and is a predicted model, not a curated record. Gene Ontology annotation, molecular function: ATP hydrolysis activity; ATP binding; minus-end-directed microtubule motor activity. Lineage: Eukaryota; Metazoa; Priapulida; Priapulimorpha; Priapulimorphida; Priapulidae. Gene Ontology annotation, biological process: microtubule-based movement.